Messenger RNA from Leptopilina heterotoma, 2334 nucleotides. It is a transcript of the gene Gle1, whose product is annotated as nucleoporin GLE1. The record is from RefSeq and is a predicted model, not a curated record. Gene Ontology annotation, molecular function: translation initiation factor binding; inositol hexakisphosphate binding; phospholipid binding. The transcript has 8 exons. Gene Ontology annotation, biological process: poly(A)+ mRNA export from nucleus; regulation of translational termination; regulation of translational initiation. Gene Ontology annotation, cellular component: nuclear pore cytoplasmic filaments; nuclear pore; cytoplasm. Bases 205 to 2214 code for a protein of 669 amino acids. Lineage: Eukaryota; Metazoa; Arthropoda; Insecta; Hymenoptera; Figitidae.
UCAAAAUGGCGGUUGUUUGACAGGUGAUUUGGUUUUCGGCAACAAUAAAAAAUUACCACUGCGUUUUUAUGAUUAUUGAUAAUCGUUUGUUCAGAUUUUUGGUCUCUUUUUUUUAUAAUAAAUGGAUUUAAAGUGCAAUAGAUUGUUUUGAGAUUCAGAAGAGAAGUUGAGAAAAAAAAUCGUUUGGAAAAAGCGAAAAAGAAGAUGUCGAACUUAAUGAAUAAUUCGCAGGAAGAGACAAAAUUAAAGAACGUUUCUUCGGAAUUCGAAUCGUUAAAAAUUUCCGUUUUGCAAAAAGCGCGACGUGUUUCGCUUGGAAAUUCGAAUCAAGUGACAAUUGGUCCGAAUUCGACAUUUUCCUACGACGAUCUCAAUGAAUCGGAGAAAAAGGAAAAUAGCCAAAAUUCCUGCAAUAUUUUGGAAACUGAAAAGAGUAAAACUCCAUUAGAAAAUCAUGUUUCAACAAGAAGUGGAAUUACUUUUUCAAUCAAGAAAAUUCUCUACGAAAAUGAACUUCAACGAAAGGAAAAAGUUCGACAAAAGGUGCGCAAACGAAUGGAGGAAAUGGAACGUUCGCUGAGCGCGUCAAGGAAGGAAAUUAAAAUUUAUCAUUCGAUAUUGUCGGUUCAACGUGAGCAAGAGAGGAAAGAUGAACUCGCACGUUUUGAGGCCGAGGAGGAGAUGAAGGCGCAACAAACGGAAGUGAGACGUAAACACGAACAACAAUUAUUGGCGCAACGUAUCAAGGAGCAAAAGGAGAAACUCGAACGCGACGCUGAGGAGCAAAGGAAAAAGGCCAAGGAACAAGAGGAAAUGUUAUUGAUACAAAAUAAUUUUCACGAAAAUUGUCGUGAUUUUGAAACACUGACAAAUACUUGUAAGGAGAAAUACAUGAUCGAGCCGUAUAUUGAGAAAAUUCACGAAUUUCGCAGUCAUAUGGAGACAAUUGGCAGUGCAGCAAGGGCUGGACGAUUGACAGUCACGGAUUUUGAAUUCGCAAAAAUCACCGUUCAAAAUAUUGAGGAAGUUUUGCGUCAUUUUAAAAUUGAAAUUGAACGAAUCAAUGCGAUGCAUGAUGCGAGAAUCGCGCAAAGAGAACAGGAAUUAAGGGAAGCUGAGCAAUUGCAAUUGAGGGAAAGUAUUCAGUUAGAGGAAAGUCAGCAAAAUAAUAUUAUUAUUCCCGAAUCGCCGGGCGUCGAAGUCACAGACUCGGGAAUUGUUCCAGUUGAAGCAGAAGCAGCAGAAGCCCCUUCAACUAAUACGGAAAACGAAUCUAACAUUGAACUCUACAAGUUUAUCGACAAGGAAUCGUUGCAAAUAUUUGUCGAGAGCGAUGAAUUUGUGAAUAGUUGCAAAGAAAAAUAUGAGACCUACAUUAAGAGCAAUGAGGGUAAACAAUUUCGAUCGCAGAGUCAGAAGAAAAUUAUAAAUCCAAUAAAUGCUCUUUCACUGCAGAGUAAAGAAUUUUUUAGAGAUCAAUACGAGAGGCUGAGAUUCGUAUUGUCUGGUAAUUUAUCCGCGGAUCCAAGAGCUGAUGCUUAUAUUAAAAAUACACUCGCCACUCAAAUAAUCAGUCAAGGGGAGAAUGUGGUGUCGAGUAAACCGGAGGCAGCGUUCCCGAUAGCCGCGAUUGCAGUCGCAUUAUGGAAUGAAUCGCCUGAAUUUGGUGAAUUAUUAUUGGCGAAUUUUCGCGUGAAAUGUCCAUUCAUCGUGCCGACAUUUUUUCCACGACUCACCGGACAAACGGACAUGGAAUAUUAUAAAUCGUUGGGCUACAAGUACAGUGAUGACGGAACAGUUGAGGAUCAUUUGAAAUUUUUGAAACGCAUCACUGGCCUUAUGAGACUUUAUUCGUCAAUUAUCGUCACGAGGCAAAGACAAGGAGUAACGCAACAUCAUCCCCAUGGCUUGCAAUUCGCUUGGAGGUGGCUUGCGGCAAUGCUCAAUAACGAACCGCAAACACAAUUUUCGGAUAUUUAUGCAACGUUAAUUGUCGUUAUUUUGGAAGUGACUGGUCAUUAUUUAUGGACGGCGUAUCCGAAACAAUUUCCAAAAAUGUUGUCAUUAAUGAUAACUGAUUAUUAUCCGAUUAUUAGCAAAAUACGUGGGAUCAAUGACGGUCCACUAGAUCGUUUGGAGGAAUUUUUAAAGCAAUGUCUCACUACGAAAACAAUACCACCGCCAAAAGGUGAACUUCCUCCGAAUUAUUGGUAAAAAAUAGUAAUAAUAGAAAAUCUUGUUAAAAUUAGUUUUGAUUUGUAUAAAUAUCUUCAAUUUUUUGCAAUUCCAAAGGCAAAAUUAUAUUUUAAUUCAUUCUUGUUAUAUUAAAUUGAU